UUUCAUGCAAAAAUUCCAACAAGAAAAAAUUAAUUCAAACACAACUCAAUUCAAAUUAAUAAUAUGUGCUUGAACACAUCAUCGCUAAAAUUGUUCAACAUUGAUUUUCAGGGAGGGAAUACGUUUACUCCAGUGGUUCGCGUUUUCGAAGAUAAGCCGAAUAAGCUGAUAAUGUGUCACGAGCUUCUUGAAGUAAUGAAACAAGAAGACAUGGAUGUUUCUUCGCUUGAAAAAGAAGUUCUUGCAAUGCCAAAGCUAGCGACAUUUACUUAUCAAGAAGUUGAAGCUAGAGUUUCUAAGAAAGAUUUCCGAAAGAUUGAAUUUGUGAUUAUUGAAGUCACUUCUGCGAAGUUUUCAGCAACUCCUAUUCCAACCAUCACUCCUGGCGGUGGUUAUUGCGUUCUUGCAUAUGAUUUCUACUACAACCUUGCGACAAACAUGAUAACCGCCAAGAAAAUGUUUCGAAGGAUGGACCCUUCACAGUUCUACUUAAUUGAAGAGUUUUUCAACUUUUUUGACGACUAUUUCGACUUAACCAGAGGCGUCACUUUUAUUGAUUUGAAGGAUGUGGAUGAGAUCAACGAAAAAAUGGAAACCUUAUACAAGAGUCUCACGAUCCUAUGCGAGGAACCUACGGAAAUUCGUGAUAUGGGGAAAAAAGGAUUCACAAGUGAAAAUUUCGCAAAUGAGUUAGUACGCUUGAAACUAGACAGAAUUUUCCCAGAUAUUUGUGAGCAAUCUGGAAUUUACUUCGAAAAAAUAAAAGCUAAACGAUCUAAAACGUUGUCCACACUGGGAGCCUGCGGACUUAUUCAUCAACUUCAAAUUAACUGUCUCGCUAGAAAAAUUCCUAAAAUUUCUGAAUUCAUUCAUAGCCAACUUGCGUGUUCUCGAGAUACAAUUGGAUACUGUUGUAAAAUAUGCUCGGACGCUCAGAAUCCACGAAGAAGCAACGCUGAGCCAGUUGAGGUUAAAAUUUCAAGUAAGGAUGUUUCGCAUGCAGAACUAGAGGAGUCAAUGGAAACCAAACUUGAAUUAGAAUCACGAUCCAAUGAAAAAGAAACUCAAGAACCAUUUAAUGAUCCCAAACUUUCAAAACCCAAAAAAUCGAAAAAGAACAGAAAAUCCGAACAAACAACUGCGAAACCUGAAGAAAAGGAAUCAAAUGCGUGUCCAAAAUGCUUUAGAGCCAGUGAAUACAACAUUAAACUGAAAGAAGAUCUGAGAUUAGAAAAAAUUGAGACAAAACAUCUCAGAAAAUCAUUGAAGCACGCUCAACAAGAAUCCGAAGAGAAAUCUCAAAAAAUUGCCGAAAAAAAUGAGGAAAUUGAACAAAUCAAAGCUCAACUUCAAGCCCAACAAAUUGUAAUGGCGAAGAAUCAUGGAGAAAAUUCACGAAUUCCAGGGGAAGAAAAGAUUCCUAGAAGAUCUGCAGAAGAAACGGAAAAUGUUCAGAUAAUCUUACAUGAAAUGCUCGAAACCCAAAAAAUUUUGGAGACUAAAAAUCCAAUGAGCAAAAUCACCACAAUGACCUCGAAACUUAUUGAAGUUUCACAGAACCGGGAAAACAAAUUAAUUGCGAAACGUGAAUUAAUAUAUUUUGAACGGCAAAUCAGAGGAUAUACAAAGGAAGUGGAAAACCGGAUCAAGAUAAUUAGAUCAAAUAAGGAAAUCCGAAGCGAUCAACUUCCGGAGCUCAGAUUUUCCAAAAUUUUGUGAUGAAUUUUUGAAGGCGUAUGAGGAAACAUUCAAAGAGAAAGCUCCACUAAUCUGUGCUCAACUCCUGAAAACUCCAGAACCACCAAACGAACUUGAUGAUAAUGAAUGCCUGGUAUGCCUCGAAGAUAUGAAGGAAGAACAUGAAACUUUGAAAUGUUUGGAUUGCAAGAGAAAGUACCAUACUGGAUGUGCUCAAAAAUGGUUUAAAGUGAAAAGAAUAUGUCCAACUUGUGAUGCGGGCCUUCUCGAUGACAACGAGUUUCCAGCGCUUUCGUGA
Messenger RNA from Caenorhabditis elegans, 1996 nucleotides. NCBI's taxonomy places the organism in Eukaryota, Metazoa, Nematoda, Chromadorea, Rhabditida, Rhabditidae. The record is from the annotation of a RefSeq genome assembly.